Molecule: messenger RNA, 6055 nt
Organism: Aricia agestis (brown argus)
Lineage: Eukaryota; Metazoa; Arthropoda; Insecta; Lepidoptera; Lycaenidae
Exons: 6
Coding region: 79-5694 (1871 amino acids)
Source: RefSeq, a predicted model, not a curated record
UUAAAAAUUUCCUCGAAAUAAUACAUAACUAUAGGGAACAAAAGAAAUUGUAACUAUUAUUUGCAACAUUUAAUUACUAUGGAAAAUGACGAAGCCAAGGAUUUAGGUGAUGCUGAUUUUGCUAAGUGUUCUGCUGUGAACAAAUUAAUUUUGGAUUAUUAUAGGAAAUUUGGCCGUAAGAGAGAUAUAGAGCAGUUUUUUUCAUUAUCAACAGCUCAACAAGAUUUGGGUGAGCCUUCUAGUUUGUUUUGGAAAAGAAUGAAAGAACAAAACGAUUCUUCUGACUCUGGUGAUAGAAAGACAGGCUCCUCCACGGAAUUGUGUAGAAUAUCAAUAAAAUGCUCGAUGGAAGAUCCUCCCACAUCUAAGGCUUAUAAAAAUACAGGCAGUGACACAGAAUCUCCUCCUAUCAUCAGUGAUGAUCAUCCAGACAAAUGUUCGGACUCAGGAGAUGACUCAAAUAAGUCGGAUGGAGAACACUCACAUAAGUCAAUUGAUAUGACUUUGGAUACGUCAUUAAAUCGGCCCCACUCCCCCACGAGUAGUAUUACAUCUCAAAGAAAACUAGAGUGGGACUCUUUAGCUGAUGUGGGUUAUGGUAAUGAAAGCGACAGAAAGAAUUCUGCUUCGAGUCUCAGUACCCUAGAAAGGCUAGCUUUACACCAACAAUACUCAAAUAAUGAUACAAAAACAAAUUCUGAAUUGGGUAUUCCUACAGCUCAUUCUACACCUUUAGACCAAACUGAAAACAAAUCUAAAAUAAAAAAAGACAGUAACAAAAAGAUACCUAAAUUUUCUAAAAAAGAUGUUGACAUAAUGGAAGUUAAUAUUCCAAAUAACUCUGAUAAUAGAAAUCAACCAAUAAAUGUUAAUUUGACAAAACAUAUAUCAUUUAAUGUUGAAAAAGAUGGGGCUGUUAAAAUUGAUAAUAUGAACAAGAAAAUGUCUAUAAGUCAAAAUAACCCAACAUCUGAUGCACUAAAAGAUAAUGUAGAUAAAGAAAUACAAACAACUUUACCAAGAAACUCCAAGGACAAUGAGCCAUUGUCAAUAAGAGAUACUUCGAGUAGGCCAAGAUUUCCCAUUUUGAUUAAUUUAAAUUCUAUAAGAAAUAGGAAGAAAAAACGAAAAAGAAAACUUUCAAGAUCAAAGAAAAGAGCAACACUUGAUAAGGAAAAUAUCCCGCAGGAGAAAAGUAUAAACCAAGAGUCAGAUGCUGAGAGUUUUGAAUACAUGCCUGGUCAUGUGUACAAUCAAAACAAACUUGGAAGUAGAAGCUCCGUUGUGAACAUUGCUGAUAAUAAAUCAAGUCUUGAGUCAAGUGCCGGUCAUACUACAGAGUCCAGCAAAGAUUUUCAAUGUACCUUCACAAAGGAGCUAGAAAAAAGUAUUGAUUUACUAAAACUAGCUUUGCAACAUCGAUAUAAAAAUACGAGCUUAAAACAAAAGUUAGUAAAAGAAGUAGUCGAAAGUCUUAUUCAAACAAAGUUUAAAAAUGAUGGAAGCUCUAACGACAUUAUGUGUGGAUCUAACCGAAAUAUUCUGACAGCGUCUAGUACAUCAGAAAGUAAUAAUUUGGACAGUAAAAAACCCACAAAAUCUUUAUUGCAGGCAGAAAAAUUCAACUCUGGUGAUAUCGCUACAACAUCACAAAGUGUUCCUAAUUUACCAACAGUAUCAGCUGCACUAAGAUCCGAAAAUAUAUCAAAACCUGUCAAUAUAUCCAGCACUGAUUCAGAUCUUUCUUAUAAGGGCAAAUAUUUAUCUGAAGUUUUUCUGGCUAAUUCAUCUUCUGAAGAAAUUUAUAAAAAGUAUAUUAUAGCUUUAAAAAAAGAGAAUUUUUACAAAAGAAAAUUAAAAGAGCAGGAAUUACUACUGAGGCAAAAGACAACCCAGCAAGAUUGUCAGGCUCAGGUAAAAGAAAAAAGCAAUCUUGACCAUCUGGUCAAAGAUCUUGCUAAAAACAAUUUCGCUGAUGGAUCUGGAGAUGCCAGCAAUGCAUGUCCCUCAAGUUCUAAUGUUGAAAAUGGCUCAGGACAAAGAAGCAAAAGUCACACAGUUUUUACCCUUUCAUCAGGAAACAUUGACAACAAUAUAAAAAAAAAUAAAAAAAUAAAAAAUAGACUGGAAAGUGAAAUAAAUUGUUCAAUGGAAACAGGCUCAAAUACUCAAUGUCGAGGUUGCUCCGCUUACAGAAGUCAAAAAAUUGUGGUCACUGACAGCUCAGUGCAAGUCAAUUUUGAUAGUCAAUGUAUGAACAAGGCAGAAAAUAUAAAUCUUGAACAGAAUAUUCCCUUAGACACUGAAAAAAAUUCUUUCGAAAAUAUUCAAGAAAACAUAAAAUAUGUUUGCCUUUGCACUGAAGAUCCAAAUGAUAUACCUGAUAACUUUCUUAUCUAUAGAUGUUCGCGAAUGCCUAGCAAAUGUGUUAUGGUGGGUACUAACAUAAAAACAAAUACCUGUGUAGAUCAAAAAUCCGAAAAUUUAGAAUUGGUUUGCAAUGCAAACAACUGUGAAAAUAAGGAAGAAAUUGAGAAGAAAAAUUCUACAACAUCAACACAAUCAUCUCAAACUCAUUUUAGCCUACCGAACUUAAUAAGAAGCUCGUGCAAUAACGUUAUCAGCUCUGCCUUAGAAUAUAGAAGGUCCAAUAAAAAAGGUAAUGACAACUUUAUGGCGUCAUCAAGGAAAGUAUCUUGUUAUGCAUCAAAAUUGGCAAGAAUAACUCAAACAGAAAUAAGUAUAGACCCAAAAGUAUCGGAUCCAUCAAUAUCUGAUGUAAAACUCGUUGAAGUGGGCGAUUAUACAGAUAACGAGCAAAUAGAAAUCAGGAACGAUGUUUACAAAACGAGUGAUAGGAUUGGUAAAGAGCCAGAUGCCGAAUAUGUACAACCCAAAAAUAAUGCAUCUGAAACUCCUGCAUUGCCGAUAAAUAAAGACGAAAUGCGCCUAACAGAAAAACAUGAAAAACUUAAAAAAGAGGAUUCCAAAUUAAUAAGUCUACAGAACUUACAAUCUCAAAGCAAUUUUACUAUACCUAUAUUUGGUACAAAUAUGACACUAAAAGUAAGCCUAGACUCGAGAGAUUCUGGAGAGAAAAAGACUAAAGAUAUGAAACAUACAUACUCGCAACAGUCUCUAGGAUCUAAUGAAUUCGAAACUUUAAAAAGAGUUGAAAAAUACUCACAAUCAGAGAACUUACGCCAAAAACAAACUGAAUGUGUCGCAGUACAAACCUCUAAUAUGAGAGAGUUAGAAAAUAUUGACAGUGAUAUCAAAGUAUGCUAUACAGAAGCAAAGGAUGAUCAAACACCAACUACUUCUGCCUACAGGUAUGAAUCUGUUGACAUGAGAUAUUCUAAUACUUAUCCAAAAGAAAAGACACCUAAAGCGCCUUUACUUAGAUCUAACACUGACAGUUGUUUACCUAUCGAUCAAAACAAUGUUAAUGUGAGAGGAAAGCCACUUAAAGAACCUACAUCUCAAGCUGGUUCGGAUAGUUCAGAUAAAUCUCAAAAAGAGCCUUUUGCUAAACCUAAGUAUGAAUUGGGCGAAAAAGAAUUUAUUGAUUGUUAUACAUCAAUGGGUAGUAAAGGCAAGAAUUCAAAAGUAGAUUUAUCUGAGAAACCUUUGAUGGAACCUACAACUGAACCAAAUAGGAACAAAAAAGGAUUUACUGAUCGUCAAACAUCUAUGAGUACCAAAAAUGAUGAUUCAAAAGAUCGAACCUUAGAUAAACCUUUACUUAGAACUAUCUUAGAUUCAGAUAAAAGAGAAGUUUUCAAUCGACAUCCAUCGAAGGGUAAGGAAAAUAAUAAUUUAAGAGCACAUACACUUCAAAAACCUCUAGUAAAAUCUAAAACCAAUACAGAUAAAAAAGAUUUUAUUGAUCGAUAUACGUCUAUGGAUAAAGAAAGUGGAAGUUCGAAAGAAGGGACGUUUAAAAAAUCUACAAUUAGAUCUAACUUUAAUUUAGACGAAAAGAAACUUUUCGAUCACCAUACAUCUAUGGAAAAUGAAAAGAAGAUAAUAACAAAAGAGCAAACUCUUAUAAAACCCUUAUUGAGUUCCAUAGAUAUGUCUAUGGAACUCAAUAAGAAUGAAUUUUCUAAUCGUCAUAAUGAGAAAAAAAGUAACAACAGAAAUGGUGAAAAUUCAAAAACUUCGCCUGAAUCUAACAUUGGCUCUGGUAAUGAAAAUACUACUGCACCUAACAUCCAAAGAGACGUUAAUACACAAUAUGACACUUGCCUCGCACAAAUUCAAACAAAGGAUACAGCUACGGAAAUUACAAAUUCUUCUAAGAGUUCUACUGAUAUCAGGGAAAGUGGCAGACAAAAAUCUAGUAAACAUUCCGAAAAAACAAUUUCCUCUACAUCUCAAACAGAUGAGAGUAAAAGUUCUACUCAAGACCCUCUAUUGGAUAUCAUACGCGAUAUAACAAAGCGAUAUUCGAAAAAAGAGAUCGAUAAAAGUAAACGUAAGAAAUGUUACGCCGAAAUUAUUGCGGUACUUAAUUAUUUGUUAGACACUAGUGAAACAACAGAAAACGAGAGCACGAAAGUUCGAAAUUCGAGUAGCGAAGGUGUGAUUAAUUCCAAUAGAAGUCCUCGUAGAAUAAAAAGUGACAAACCAAAAAAGACAUCCCAUUAUGAUGUCAUAGACAACAAAGCGAGUACCCACGAUAGUGAAGUAGAAGAUAAAAAGAAAACAUUUAGAGAUAAAAGCGUGCAGCUGAGUCCGAGAAAGGCAAAGCAAAAUAAAUGUUGCGGUGAAUCUACUGAUUGUCCAAUAUCUACUGACAUUCACAGUACAUCGACUGAUUCCACUGCUUGUAAAACUCAACAUAAACUCAAACAUCACUGUGACAAACAUCAAUGUAGGUCUCACUGUAGAAAGUGCGAUGUUUCUAGCAGUUCCUCUGUAAAUUGUGAAUGCAAACAUCGCUGCUACUGUAGGGGACACAAGACGCAUAGAUCGCGAGCAUCAGAAAAAGCUAAGAAAUGCGUAGCUUACAACUUAAUCCUCCAAACUUCUGACAGUGUUGCGAGCGAAGAGAUUGACAAACAAAAAGUUGAGCGACAUCUAAAAAAUAUUGUUGUCAAAGUACCUUCAAAACGGAGGGUGGAAAAUAUGCAAUUUAAGGAGGUGAAUCAAAAAAUUGAGCGCAAUUUGCCUCGGCAUUUCGCUAAGGACUUUGGCGCAAGAAGUGUGCCUCAAGAUAAUGAAGUGUCAAGUACAGACAAUAUGAUGAGGAACACAGCGACAUGCACAAUUAGAGAUUACUUGGAGCAGAAUAGACCAGACUUUGUUGAGCGAACUACACAAAGGCAGAGUUGUUUAAAGUUGAUUAAUGAAGCAAGAGCCUCCGAGCGUGCGACCAAGCGCGCGGUGCUGUCGGCACACGUGGAUGUAGAUGAUGCGGACCUGACUCGACUCGCCGAAGUCCUGGGGAAGGACCUGAGGACUAGAAAAUUGGCUCCAAAAUUCAUAAGUGAGAAAGAGAUGAAAAAGCAUUCGGAGAAAAUUUACAACUCGUUACCAGAGGUGCAAAAGAAGAAGGAAGAUAUUAAAAAGGAACGAGUUAAAAAGACUAAUUUGCUGAUGGCGAAUAUGUUCAAAAAGAAUCUCCAAAAGAAAACUCUGCGAGGUGCUGUGAACUUAUCAAAUUAUAGUGCUGUCAUAAAAAUAUGACGAACAUUGCAUUUAUCAUUGACGCUUAAGGUGACGACGCUCUAGUAAACUACACGGUAGCCGAGCGACGCGACAGACCAAAUAUUCUUUGUAUGAAAUCGUAUGAGCUACACUACACUGCAUUCGGCAAGAAGCUACGCGACAAAAACCGACACUACUAAAGUGAGAUGUCACGUCGCGUACAGAGUAUGGUGUCCCAGUGCGGUCUCGCCUUUAAAAUAUAUAUUUGACUAUAACAAUAUUAAUGUUAUUUUUUUACAAUUUAAUUCAAACUUCCAUACCUGAAUUGAGGAAGUACUAUUUAUUUUAGUGACUUUAUGGUAGUGUUUGUGUUCAAAUGUUGUUUACUCAAAUAUCAUAU